Molecule: messenger RNA, 1581 nt
Organism: Desarmillaria tabescens
Lineage: Eukaryota; Fungi; Basidiomycota; Agaricomycetes; Agaricales; Physalacriaceae
Product: Alpha/Beta hydrolase protein
Exons: 6
Coding region: 120-1382 (420 amino acids)
Biological process (GO): lipid homeostasis; phosphatidic acid biosynthetic process; cardiolipin acyl-chain remodeling
Cellular component (GO): mitochondrial inner membrane; mitochondrion
Molecular function (GO): lysophosphatidic acid acyltransferase activity; A2-type glycerophospholipase activity
Source: RefSeq, a predicted model, not a curated record
CGUUCACGGACGGCAUGGAUGGCCUCAAAAGCCGAGCAGUGCUACGCAUGUUCCCACCUUAGUUUCCCUUCACCACGUCGUCUCGCUCCCUGUUAAGUCUGCCUCGUGCGCUAUCUGCAAUGAGUGCAACACUCAAUCCAUCGGCACUAUCGUCCUUGCCGCCUGCAAAUGAGAUUCCAUCUGCAUUCGCGGCAAGCAUGAAACAAUGGUGGGCGGCGGGGGAGAAGCAAAGUGCCAUCAGUGAGGAGCGGCUACUAAGGCGGCUGCCUUUCUUUCGCAAAGAUGCGUCGACUUCAGUAGACGGACCAGUGGUGGCUCAUAGCUCUAGGGUCGAGCUCUCUACACCAAAACACUAUGUUAAUACCUUCUCUAUAACGCCAACCUCUUCAUCACCAACGGCACCGCCGCCCACAGUUCUUCUUCAUGGGUACGGCGCUGGUCUUGGGUUCUACUUUCAGAAUUUCCUGCCACUUGCCAACUGGGCUGGAAGGCGCGGGAGUUCUGUCUAUGCGCUCGACUGGUUAGGCAUGGGCCGCUCUGCCCGGGUGCCUUUCACUGUCAAGGCUUCACGCAAGGACAUUCCAGGACGAGUCAAAGAAGCCGAAUCAUUUUUCAUUGACUCUCUAGAGGACUGGCGUCAGAAAAUGGGCCUUGAAAAGAUGACCCUUGUCGGCCAUUCUCUUGGUGCAUAUUUCAGUGUCGUCUACGCGCUUAAAUAUCCAACGCGAGUCAACAAGUUGAUUCUAUUGUCACCCGCCGGUGUACCCCGCGGACCUGAUUAUUCUGUUCCUUCACAAGAGCUGGAACCUUCGGAAUCGCAUGGUCCUGGUGGGUCGACAGAGCCAGCAACGAGACAGAAGGUACAGGAAAUUGAGUCUCGACAACGGACUUCCAAAGCCCAAGAGAGCCGAACUAGAAAGCUUUUCACUUAUCUGUGGGAAGAAGGAUGGAGUCCAUUCCAGGUGGUCCGAUCGACCAUGUUUUGGGGACCGUUGAUAGUUGGCAAGUACUCAUCGCGACGAUUCACAGGCUUGACGCCCGAGGAGACGCGUGACAUGCACGAUUACAUUCUCAACAUUACUCUAGCGAAGGGCUCGGGAGAGUACUGCAUAUCCCAUAUUCUCGCUCCUGGCGCACAUGCCAGAAUGCCCAUCGUUGAUCGAAUCUCUGCCCUCAAGAUCCCGGUAACUUUCGUCUAUGGCGACCAUGAUUGGAUGGACCCAGAAGGAGGUCAAGAGUCUGUCGAACGACUACGCCAGUCCGGUAAUGGUCAAGGACGCAUGUACAUCGUCAACAAUGCGGGCCACCAUGUUUAUCUUGAUAACGCCAAACUUGUUAAUGACCUUCUACUUAAAGAGCUGGACCGUCAGCCCCCGGUGUAACCAUACUUUCUUUGCUUUGGUGCGUUUGUUGUAGAGCUUUUCGGACGCACAGUAUUAGAACUAUCUAGAACACUGUAUUAGCCAUCAGAUACCUUUUACAUUAACAUCUAAUCUCAAUCUGAUUCUAUAUUUAGUCAAGUGGCUGAGUCACGAUUGAAAGGCGCAGCCACACAUACAAACUCCGCUUUAUAAAACUUUG